UAAAAUGGAGAGGUGCGUCACAAAUCACAACACACAACGUCUUCACUUAUCUCCUUUCCAGAUUCCUCCUUAUCCGCCGCCUCUGAUCUCCGCUCAUGGCGACUGCCGAUCCCGUCUUCGCCAACGGCAGUCCCUUCAAGGAUCCGUCCCCCGGUCGCCUUGCUUCUGUAUACAGCGAUGUGCAGACCAACCGCCUCAACCAUCCUCUUCCUCUUCCUUCAGUCCUCAAGUCUCCCUUCAAGCUCCUUGAUGGCCCUGAGAGCUCUGCGGCCGGAAACCCAGACGAGAUCGCCAAGCUAUUUCCUAACCUAUUUGGUCAGCCAUCGGCAAAGCUGGUGCCGGCUGACUCGGACCCUUCAGAUUUGCCCUCAAGCCUGAAGAUUGGGGUUGUAUUAUCUGGUGGCCAGGCGCCAGGUGGACACAAUGUGAUAUCUGGGAUAUUUGAUUUCUUACAAGAAAAGGCAAAGGACAGCAUCCUCUAUGGGUUUAAAGGAGGUCCAGCAGGGAUUAUGAAGGGCAAGUAUGUGGUGUUGACUCCACAGUUCAUCUAUCCUUACAGAAACCAGGGUGGAUUUGACAUGAUAUGUAGCGGAAGGGACAAGAUUGAAACUCCAGAACAGUUUAAGCAAGCUGAAGAUACUGUCACGAAACUUGAUUUGGAUGGACUUGUUGUCAUUGGUGGAGAUGAUUCCAACACUAAUGCAUGCCUGCUUGCUGAAAAUUUUAGGCAAAAGAAAAUUAAAACUCAGGUUAUUGGAUGUCCUAAAACAAUUGAUGGAGAUCUGAAGUGCAAGGAGGUUCCAGCAAGUUUUGGAUUUGACACAGCUUGCAAGAUCUACUCUGAAAUGAUUGGAAAUGUAAUGAUAGAUGCUCGUUCAACUGGAAAAUAUUACCACUUUGUAAGGUUGAUGGGCCGUGCUGCUUCUCACAUAACUUUGGAAUGUGCUUUGCAAACACAUCCUAACAUUGCAAUCAUUGGUGAAGAGGUGGCCGUCAAGAAGCAAACACUGAAAAAUGUUACAGAUUUCAUUACUGACAUUAUCUGCAAGCGUGCAGAACUUGGAUACAAUUAUGGUGUCAUUCUUAUUCCAGAAGGACUGAUAGACUUUAUUCCUGAGGUUCAACAACUUAUUGCUGAACUCAAUGAAAUCCUAGCUCAUGAAGUAGUUGAUAGUGAGGGAUUGUGGAAAAACAAACUGCAACACCAGUCGAAAGUUCUCUUUGAAUUCCUGCCUCAGGUAAUCCAAGAGCAACUGUUGCUAGAAAGAGAUCCACAUGGAAAUGUACAGGUUGCCAAAAUUGAAACUGAGAAAAUGCUCAUCUCCAUGGUUGAAACCGAGUUGCAGAAGAGAAAAUCAGUGGGUCAAUAUGCUGGAAAUUUUAAGGGACAAUCCCACUUCUUUGGAUACGAGGGAAGAUGUGGCUUGCCUACAAAUUUUGAUGCUUCCUACUGCUACGCAUUGGGUUAUGCUGCAGGAGCUCUGUUACAAUCUGGAAAGACAGGCCUCAUUUCCUCAGUUGGCAACUUAAGCGCUCCUGUUGAAGAAUGGACUGUUGGAGGAACUGCAUUGACUUCAUUGAUGGAUGUAGAAAGGAGGCACGGUAAAUUCAAGCCAGUGAUCAAGAAGGCUAUGGUGGAACUCGAUGGUGCCCCAUUUAAAAAGUUUGAAGCCAUGCGAGAUGAGUGGGCCCUCAAGAACAGAUACAUCAGCCCUGGCCCCAUUCAGUUUAUUGGCCCAGGUUCAAACGAUGUCAAUCACACCCUGCUCCUGGAACUUGGAGCCCAGGCGUAAGGGGUAGAUGUAGCGAGACGAGACCGGAAUUUAAUUUUCGUUUAAACCUUAAGUGAGAAAUUUGAUAUUCCUAUGUCUGCCCGCUUGUUUUCGAGAAUAAGAGUGAACCAGAGAUGAUUCCGACUGUCUCAUGUAUAAUUUGAGUAUUCAUCAAAUGAAACUCAAUUUCUCAAGAAUUUAUUGCUUGAACUUUCUAUUGCAA
Zingiber officinale is the source of this 1995-nucleotide messenger RNA. Its product is annotated as pyrophosphate--fructose 6-phosphate 1-phosphotransferase subunit beta-like. Gene Ontology annotation, cellular component: cytosol. The coding region runs from base 96 to 1793 and encodes 565 amino acids. NCBI's taxonomy places the organism in Eukaryota, Viridiplantae, Streptophyta, Magnoliopsida, Zingiberales, Zingiberaceae. The transcript has 16 exons. Gene Ontology annotation, molecular function: ATP binding; 6-phosphofructokinase activity; diphosphate-fructose-6-phosphate 1-phosphotransferase activity. The record is from RefSeq and is a predicted model, not a curated record. Gene Ontology annotation, biological process: photosynthesis; glycolytic process; fructose 6-phosphate metabolic process.